Molecule: messenger RNA, 1636 nt
Organism: Dermacentor silvarum
Lineage: Eukaryota; Metazoa; Arthropoda; Arachnida; Ixodida; Ixodidae
Product: FGGY carbohydrate kinase domain-containing protein-like
Biological process (GO): carbohydrate metabolic process
Molecular function (GO): kinase activity; phosphotransferase activity, alcohol group as acceptor
Source: RefSeq, a predicted model, not a curated record
UGCAACAACACAAGGAGCGCGCUUGCCGUCUCGACCACCGCGUGCAUAGGAGGGAGGCGCCAUGCAGUUCGUGUCCGUGGACGUGGGGACGCAGAGCGUCCGCGCAGCACUCGUCACAGACAAAGGACGCUUCCUAAAGACGGCAUCACGGCCGCUGGAAUUGUGGAACCCGCGGCCUGGUUUCUACCAGCAGUCAUCGGAUCAGAUAUGGAAUGCCUGCUGCGACGCCGUCAAGGAGGUGUGUCGGGAGGCGACGGACGUAAGUGGCAUCGGCUUCGACGCCACCUGCUCGCUCGUGGUCCUGGACGACUCCGGGCGGCCACUGACCGUCAGCCCGAAAGGUGAGCCGGAGCAGAACGUGGUGCUGUGGAUGGACCACCGCGCCGUGUCGCAGGCUGAGGCCAUAAACGCAACUGGGCAUUUUGUGCUGCGCUUUCUUGGCGGAACCAUGUCGCCCGAGAUGCAGCCACCAAAGCUCCUCUGGCUUAAACAGCACAUUCCAUCGACCUGGGGGCGCAUUGGUCUGGCCCUGGACUUGUCCGAUUUCCUAACAUGGCGAGCCACUGGCUGCGCGUCACGGUCCCUCUGCACGGCCGUGUGCAAGUGGACGUACCAGGCGGGUACGGUGACCGGCUCCGAUAUGAAACCUGGCUGGCAGGACUCCUUUUGGACUCGCAUCGGCCUCGAUGACCUCACGCGCGACAACUACAGGAUCAUAGGACAGGAAUUCCGGCCACCAGGAUCCCCCUGUGGAAACGGUUUGAGCAUGGAGGCUGCCAUAGAGAUGGGCCUGAAGAAAGGCACGCCCGUCGCCACUUCCAUUAUCGACGGGCACGCCGGAGGCCUUGGCCUGCUUGGCUGCGAGGCGGAAGGCGAAUUCCCGAAGGAAUUCUCCCAACGCCUGGCCAUUAUCGCUGGGACAUCAGCCGCUCAUAUGCUGGCAAGCGAGAAGUGCAUCUUCACUCCAGGCGCUCCUGGCCCCUUCUUUUCGGCCAUGGUUCCAGGAAUGUGGCUCUGCGAACCGGGACAGAGCGCAGCCGGGGCCCUGGUGGACCACGUAAUUUCGACGCACCCGUCCUACCCACAAAUAGUGGCGAAGACGAAGCCGGACCGGAGGCCCGAGGACACGCUCAACGAUCUGCUCCAGUCCAUGUGCGAGAGGCAAGGCCUCGAUUCCCCGUCAAAGCUGGCGGCCGACCUCCACGUGUGGCCCGACUUCCAUGGCAACCGGUCACCGCUCGCCGACCCAACUCUACGGGGCAUGAUUUGCGGACUGACGCUGUCGGCUGACGAGGAGGAUCUCGCGAGGCUGUACCUCGCUACGCUUCAAGCACUGGCGUACGGGUCACGCCACAUCAUAGACGCCCUGACCGACACGGGCCACUCGUUGUCCGGCCUAUUGACGUGUGGGGGUCUGGCCAAGAACCCGCUGUACGUGCGGUCGCUAGCGGAUGCCACUGCUGUCACCACUGAAGAUGACAGUGAGGUGUACAAGCUGUACGACGUGGAGUCUGGGUGUGGCAACGCGGCCGCUCUGCUUCGCCAGCUGGACCUCGACGAACAGGGAGAGUUUGUUUUCUCCCGAGCCGUGGCUGAGCCAACAAAAUCAUGCACGAGGUUCCUCAUGUGUGCCUGA